AUGGAUAACCGGACACGAAGCCAGUCUCCCCGCCGGCGGGACGAUGGCGACCGAUAUCGACCUAAGAAGUCCGGAGGCUUUCGAUGGAAGGAAAAGCGGCGCGACGACGAUGCCCGUGGGGACGAUCGCAAAUUAGAUCGAGGAUAUCGGGACCGAGGAGACCGAGGAGACCGACCAAGAUCCCCACGGAGGGAUCGCGAUGGCGACAGAUACAGAGAUGGCGACCGUGACCGCGACCGUGACCGCCGACGCGAUGACCGAGAGGCACCCCGGGAAGACCGCGAGAAAAAGAAGGAGAAGAAAGAGAAGAAGGAAAAGAAACCCGUCAUGCCCCAGUCAUCAGAGCCUAUGAUUGUCGUUCAUGUCAACGAUCGUCUGGGUACUAAGGCGGCGAUUCCCUGCCUGGCUUCGGAUCCUAUCAAGCUAUUCAAGGCCCAAGUUGCCGCUCGCAUCGGCCGCGAGCCCCACGAGAUCCUUCUCAAACGCCAAGGCGAACGACCCUUCAAGGACCAGUUAACGCUGGAGGACUAUGGCGUGAGUAACGGAGUCCAACUUGAUCUGGAGGUCGGAACUGGCGAUUAA
This is a messenger RNA of Penicillium atrosanguineum, 582 nucleotides long. RefSeq names its product ubiquitin-like protein HUB1. The coding region runs from base 1 to 582 and encodes 193 amino acids. The record is from RefSeq and is a predicted model, not a curated record. Gene Ontology annotation, cellular component: cytoplasm; nucleus. Gene Ontology annotation, biological process: mRNA splicing, via spliceosome; protein modification process. Lineage: Eukaryota; Fungi; Ascomycota; Eurotiomycetes; Eurotiales; Aspergillaceae. Gene Ontology annotation, molecular function: protein tag activity. The transcript has 3 exons.